AGGUGGUGGCAGAAUGAACCCGUGCCUCCGAGGCCCCUUUCCUUGUGGAGGUCCCUGGAGAGCAGUCUUGGGCCUUUAAGGGUCAACAUGACUGAAAGAUAUGUGAAGUUGUUCUUGCGCAGGGUGGUGCCAGCCCAAGGGGGCGAAACAGAAAACUGCCUGGCCCAAGUCAGUGGGGUCCUGCCAGAUCAGAACAUAUCUGAAGAGGAAAAGCUCAAGCCCUUGAUGUAACACUUUCCCAGUACCUUCAAGGGCUGGGGGGGGGCGGUGUUUGGGGGGAAGGACAUGCACUUGCCCCAGGAGGCCAACCCCAACCUAAGUGGGGCAAAUGUCUUGCUCCUGAUGAAAUUGGUGUUUGGGGAGUCUGAAAGCAGUGGGACAUUUCAAGAGAAAGUCUCCCUGUAUAUAAUCCCUUUAGACAUGUAGCUCCGGAGUGCUACUCAGGCAGUCAGAGUUGAGAAAAAUACAAUCCAGACUUGCCCACAACAGCUGCUUUUAGGGCCUGAGCUGAGUGGGGACCUGAACAUCAGGCUGGAGUGUCUUCUUGGGAUGUAUGCCAAUGAGCAGCAGCCUCUUCCCAAUUUCCUGGAGUUAAUUGAGAUGAUAAGGGAGGAAAAGGAUUGGGGUGACCCUUUUAUGAACUACAAAAGAUCUGAGCUAAUCAUGGAGAAGGCAACCAGCCUUGUGGCAUUUCAGGGGCUCCAGCCAGCCCUGAUCAGCAGCUGUCAUGUGAUGGAGAUAGAUGAUACCUUGGGUGACUUGGGUGAAGAUGUGACCCCGGUGUCUCUCCGGCCCUCCAGUUACAUCUCUAGGUGUCCCUCCCCCAGAUGUAGGAUCAAAUACUGGUCACCCAGUUCUGGUGGUCCAUCUCCUUCCACCAGUGGGGAUUCUGGCUAUAAAAAUAAUGGUCCUAGGAAGACUUUUAGAUGCAGGAGGCAAAAACACACAACUCACUAUUUCUGUUGUGGUGGGGAGGGCCACUAAACCUGUGCCAACGAGAACAACAGGGCCCAGGUGUUUGAGAAUCUGAUCAUUAUCUUGAGGGAGCUGACACAGGGGGAGGUGGGGUCAAAGGUCCCUGGCCAACACAGUUACCCCUCCAACUCACAGAGUCACACUUUCGAAACCCAGCCCUAA
Molecule: messenger RNA, 1137 nt
Organism: Talpa occidentalis (Iberian mole)
Lineage: Eukaryota; Metazoa; Chordata; Mammalia; Eulipotyphla; Talpidae
Gene: ZCCHC18
Product: zinc finger CCHC-type containing 18
Cellular component (GO): nucleus
Source: RefSeq, a predicted model, not a curated record